AUGGAAGAAAGCAAAGAUAGGAUCAGCAAUUUACCAGAUGACAUAAUUGAUCACAUACUGUUUUUCUUGGACAUGAAAUAUGUAGUCCAAACCAGCCUUUUGUCCAGAGGAUGGAAAUAUACGUGGACGUCUGUUUCCACUCUAGACUUCGACACCCGUGAAUUCAUGAGUUCUGAAACUAAACAGGUAUUUCCUUUUGUGAGAUUUCUUAACAUGGUACUCAUGUAUAGAGGCUUAUCCAACCUAGAGGAAUUUCGUCUUUAUUGGGAUAAUAAAUCUAAUGAGAUAGCAACAUAUCUUAAUCAUUGGAUUAUUGGUGCUUUAAUACGUAAGGUUCAAAGAUUGGUUAUUGAGAUUGAAUAUAAUGAAAAUUUGACUUUUAGGCUUCCACGUCUUCUCUUUAAUUCUUCGUCAUUAGUUAAGUUGAUACUCGAUAUCAGUGGUCGAGUCGUUCUUCCUGACUCAAUGGGUUUACCUCAACUCAAACAUCUUACUUUAUGUAACUUUAUAAUUGAUGAUGUGAAGUUAGUUAAUAAGCUACUCUCAAGCUGUCCGGUUCUUAGAUCUCUUCUAUUAAGAGAUAUUGAGGCAAACACUGCAGAUGGUGUGUGGGUCAUCGAGUUUUCUGAACUGAAGCACCUGGAAAUCAACAAUUAUGGUACUGCGAGGAAUAUUGCUAAGGUUAUCAAGUUGUCUACUCCAAGGCUCAAAUCCUUCACUUGUUCCGACUACACGACACAAGAGUAUUCUCUAGGGAACCUUUCUUCUCUAGUCACUGCCAGUGUUGACAUGAAAACUAUAGAGGACGACGAAGAAGAACUGUAUCCUGAGCGUAUGAUGGGAUUUUUGGUAGCACUUCAUAACGUGGAAAAACUUACAUUGUUAAGUGAUUUCUUUCAGGUUCUCUCACGAGCUCCCAACGUAAUUAGGUCACCCCUUCAAUUUCAUAAUCUGCGAUAUUUGAAGCUGGAUAUGUGUUUUACAAGAAACUGCUUGCACACAUUAACAUGCUUACUCAGGAUCUCUCAUAAUGUAGAAACUAUAUUUCUUACAUUAAAGGAGUGGAAUGUAGCAGAAGACGGUGAAGUGGGAUUACUUCCAUGCGGAUUGUCUCAUCUCAAGUAUAUUGAGAUCAGAGGGCUGACAGCAUGUGAUAAUGAACUCAAGUUUCUGGAACUUGUACUAAAAGAGGCCGUAGUUUUGGAGGAAAUGGAUUUAUAUUUCAGUAAUCCUGAGGACUUGCCGGAUGCAACUGAAUCACCUGAUAGAUUGGAGCUGGUUAAGAAGAGAUCGGAGCUUGUUAAGAAGAGAUCGGAGCUAAAUAAGAAGUUCGCUAGAAAGCUAAGAGCACUUCCAAGAGUUUCUUCAUGUUCGAUGAUGCUAGUAUGCUGA
Molecule: messenger RNA, 1392 nt
Organism: Papaver somniferum (opium poppy)
Lineage: Eukaryota; Viridiplantae; Streptophyta; Magnoliopsida; Ranunculales; Papaveraceae
Product: F-box/LRR-repeat protein At4g14103-like
Exons: 3
Coding region: 1-1392 (463 amino acids)
Molecular function (GO): protein binding
Source: RefSeq, a predicted model, not a curated record